Messenger RNA from Cervus elaphus (red deer), 1418 nucleotides. RefSeq names its product solute carrier family 25 member 26 (gene SLC25A26). Lineage: Eukaryota; Metazoa; Chordata; Mammalia; Artiodactyla; Cervidae. Gene Ontology annotation, biological process: transmembrane transport. Gene Ontology annotation, molecular function: S-adenosyl-L-methionine transmembrane transporter activity. Gene Ontology annotation, cellular component: mitochondrial inner membrane. The coding region runs from base 574 to 1140 and encodes 188 amino acids. The transcript is spliced from 10 exons. The record is from RefSeq and is a predicted model, not a curated record.
GGGUCCUGGGCCGCGCCGGGGCUUGUGUCAAGUCCCUAAGUCUGCUACCUGUAUGCCAGAAGGGGACAGGAGUGGGUUAGCGGUGGGAUUCUUCACUCGUCCUCCGCACCGCGGUUUAUUUAAAGGAAAAAGAAAAGCUUUAAUUAUGUACAAUUAUAUACCGUAACCACACUUUGGAGAACUUGGCAGUUAAUGAAAUAUUCACAAGGACGCUCAAGCCGCUUCCAGACUUGUUGGCCAAGACUGUAGUUUUGCUGUAUCUUUUUUAUUCUCGGAAAAUGAUGUAUCCCUUCCUUCAAUACACAGUUAAUCGGCUAUUCUGCGUCUGAGUAUUUUUCUAGGCCUUAGGCUGGCGGGAUAGCAGGUGUCUCUGUUGACUUGAUAUUAUUUCCUCUGGAUACCAUUAAAACCAGGCUGCAGAGCCCCCAGGGAUUUUAUAAGGCCGGUGGUUUUUAUGGCGUAUACGCUGGAGUUCCUUCUACUGCUAUUGGAUCCUUUCCUAAUGCUGCUGCCUUUUUUGUCACCUAUGAAUAUGUGAAAUGGAUUUUGCACACUGAUUCUUCUUCACAUUUGAUGCCUGUGACACAUAUGUUGGCUGCAUCGGCUGGAGAAGUGGUUGCCUGCCUGAUUCGAGUUCCUUCUGAAGUAGUUAAGCAGAGGGCACAAGUAUCUGCUUCUUCAGGAACAUUUCACAUUUUCUCUAACAUCUUAUGUCAAGAGGGCAUCCAAGGAUUAUAUCGAGGCUACAAAAGCACUGUUUUAAGAGAGAUUCCUUUCUCAUUGGUCCAGUUUCCCUUGUGGGAGUCCUUAAAAGCCCUCUGGUCCUGGCGGCAAGAUCAUGUGGUGAAUUCUUGGCAGUCAGCAGUCUGUGGAGCUUUUGCAGGUGGCUUUGCAGCUGCAGUCACCACGCCUCUGGACGUGGCCAAAACAAGAAUCAUGUUGGCAAAGGCUGGUUCCAGCACCGCAAGUGGGAACAUCCUCUCUGCCCUGCACGCGGUUUGGCAGACACAGGGGCUGUCGGGAUUAUUUGCAGGUGUCUUCCCUCGAAUGGCAGCCAUCAGUCUGGGGGGUUUCAUCUUUCUUGGUGCUUAUGACCAAACACGCAGCUUUCUGUCGGAACUUGGCAGAGAGAGCCCCUGAAUCAGAGACGGCCCCUGCCUUCAAGAAAGGAUCCUGCUGUGAGAAGAGUUUCCCUUCCAUUGAGCAGCUGUCCAGCCAUCUGAACAACGAGACACAGUGCGGAAGCCCAGUCCCGCUCGGGUUACAACAUGGAGGACACGUCUUCCGCGCUGCAGGCUGGCUGGGGUGACGUCAUCGGCUUGUUUGCCAGAGUGGAGAGAGAGAGAAUGAUGUCCACAGCGGUACUCUGAACAAUUUUUUUCUCAGAACCCCUCAAUAAAUAAGCAUGGUAAUGCUGA